AUGUCCAAGGGUCGUUCCAUCUUUGCCCUGGCGAUUGCUGCGCUCGCCGCUACCGCGCAAUGCCAGCAACUCAGCUAUGAAGACAGCAUCACGGCUCUGGCAUACGGCAAUGUGGCCACCGAGAACUCUUCCGAGGGAACGGUAUGGCUCAACGUUACUGGGUUCGCGGUAGAUAAACUUCCACACAUCCAGAACGACCUGGGAAUCCACACUUUGGACAAUCUCGAAACGCUCAAUGCCAUCGCUGGCCUUGCACAAGACGCCGCGAAGAGAGGCCAGUGGGGAGACAUUGUCUACUUGCACAGUGCCUUCGCGAUGAAUGGCCACGGCGAGUACCUCAAUGUCUCGACUGCAGAGAUGCAGGAGUCACUCUUGGACGCUAUUACAGAUCAGGACAGUGGCAAAGUCGAUUCCCAGCUGGCCGAGCUAUACGCCAGUACCUCAAGCUCAAAAUUCUUGGUUGAAGUUUUCCACAGUGUCAAAUCGAAGACGAACCCCCAAAGCAAACGUUGGCUUAAAGAAGUUUGUUCAUCUGCCCAUCUUGCUGCCAAGAACUCUUGUCGAAGUCUCCUGGAGAAUGUCAGAGGCAAUGCCACGUGGAAGUCGGGCAGCCCCCGGAGUAUCUGCAGAAAAGGUUGCUGUAUCAGUUGGAGUGCGAAUGCCACUUUCCAGGUUCAAAAUCUCACCAAUGCUGCGAACUAUUGCAUCAACGCGUGUGGUACGAGUAGUGUCAGUUGUGAGGUGUAUGGUGUCAAGCUUCAAGGAACUCUUGUGGAUCAGUGCUUGAGUAACAGAGCGACUAAUUGCAGGUAA
This is a messenger RNA of Penicillium samsonianum, 813 nucleotides long. RefSeq lists its product as uncharacterized. The transcript has a single exon. Bases 1 to 813 code for a protein of 270 amino acids. The record is from RefSeq and is a predicted model, not a curated record. Lineage: Eukaryota; Fungi; Ascomycota; Eurotiomycetes; Eurotiales; Aspergillaceae.